Molecule: messenger RNA, 2147 nt
Organism: Phycomyces blakesleeanus NRRL 1555(-)
Lineage: Eukaryota; Fungi; Mucoromycota; Mucoromycetes; Mucorales; Phycomycetaceae
Exons: 11
Coding region: 30-2147 (705 amino acids)
Biological process (GO): mitochondrial fission; peroxisome fission
Cellular component (GO): cytoplasm; membrane; microtubule
Molecular function (GO): GTPase activity; microtubule binding; GTP binding
Source: RefSeq, a predicted model, not a curated record
AUUUUAUUUUACUUUUUUCAUUUUUUGAAAUGGAGAACGUAGUUGAGCUAAUCAAUCGAGUUCAAGACGUCUUCUCAACUGUAGGAGGAAAUGAGAGUCUUGAUCUCCCUCAGAUCAUUACUGUCGGUGCGCAGAGUUCAGGAAAAUCGUCCGUUUUAGAGAACAUUGUUCAAAGAGAUUUCUUACCUCGUGGAAGUGGAAUCGUCACUCGUAGACCACUUGUUCUUCAACUAAUCACAUUGCGAUCUGAGACUGAUGGACCCGACUAUGCGGAAUUCUUGCAUGUUCCUCAAAAAAAGUUUUAUGACUUUAACGACGUGCGACGUGAAAUUGAGGAUGAUACGGCUCGGAUAGCCGGACAUAACAAGGGAAUUGCUCGGAAACCAAUUCAUCUUAAAAUUUACUCUAAAAAGGUUCUCAACCUUACACUUGUUGACCUUCCUGGCCUGACAAAGCUACCUAUCGGCGAUCAGCCGGCUGAUAUCGAAAAGCAAAUCCGACAGCUUAUCCUAGACUAUAUUUCCAAGCCAAAUAGUAUUAUACUAGCAAUUACACCAGCUAACUCUGAUUUGGCUAAUUCAGACAGUCUGAAGCUGGCAAGAAUGAUGGAUCCAGCAGGAAAGCGUACGAUUGGCGUUGUAACAAAGCUAGAUCUAAUGGAUGCUGGUACCAACGCUCUGGAUGUCUUGACUGGAAGAGCCUUCCCUCUAAAAUUAGGCUUUGUUGGUCUUGUAAACCGAAGUCAACAGGAUAUAUUGACCAACAAACCGAUGAUAGAGGCCCUAAAGGCUGAAGAACAAUUUUUUCAAAGACAUCCAGCUUACCAAAGUAUUGUCAAUCGUUCAGGAACAGCAUAUCUGACCAAGCAGCUUAACAUAAUUUUGGUCAAUCACAUUCGCGAAAAGCUACCCGAUUUACGUUCAAAGCUCAGCUCCAUGAUCGGACAGACACAGCAUGAACUAGCUCAGUACGGAGAUCCAGCUUUUACCGGAAAAGUACAUAGCGGCUCAUUGAUCCUCAAACUUCUUACCAUGUUCUCGACAGAAUUUGUAGCUUCUAUAGAUGGUACCUCUUCACAAAUAUCAACCAAAGAGCUAUCUGGAGGCGCAAGAAUUUAUUAUAUUUUCAACAAUAUUUUUGGCCAUGCCUUGGAUUCUAUAUCACCUUGUGGAAACCUCACAAACGAAGAUAUCCGUACUGCUAUUCGUAAUUCGACCGGACCAAGAUGUUCGCUGUUUGUACCUGAACUUGCAUUUGAUUUGCUUGUGCGACCCCAAAUAAAAUUACUUGAAGCACCCAGUCUCAAAUGCGUCAAUUUGGCAUAUGAAGAACUCUACAAGAUCUGUCAUACAUGCGGCAACAAGGAGCUGUUACGAUUCCCCAAAUUACAUGCAAGGCUAAUCGAAGUGGUGUCCAACUUAUUGCGUGAACGUCUGAUGCCAACCUCCGUCUACGUUGAGAGUCUCAUAUCAACCCAGUGUGCCUACAUAAACACAAAUCACCCAGACUUUCCUGGGGCAAGUGGUGCUAUGGCUGAACUAGAAAAGAAAUCUAAAGGAGGGUUAAAGAAGAAGCAGAAUCGUACAUUGAACCAAGGUGCAUCUGGAAAUCCAAACCAAAAACACAAAGAAAACGGGGUGCAUACCGGUUCAAUUUAUGCGGAUUCGCCACCAAAAGACUCGUUCUUGAACUACUUUUUUGGAGGUGCACCCAAAGCAGACAGAACCAGCAAAGAUUUCCAAGAAAAAAAUCCCUUUGGCCAACUAUCACAGCCAAAUGAUAUUGAAGGGCUUGAUUCUCCAUUUACACAACACUCAAUUUCAUCGGAAAGUACUAUUGAUCCUACACCUUCAAGCCGUUCACAUCAGGAAGACCUUGAAGUUGAACUUAUUCGAUCCUUGAUUACUUCUUAUUUCAACAUUGUACGUAAGUCUAUUCAAGACCUAGUACCCAAAGCAAUCAUGCACUUCCUUGUCAAUUUUACAAGAGAAUCAGUUCAAAACAGACUGGUAGCAGCACUAUACUGUGAAGAGCUUUUUGGGGAAUUACUACAAGAAGAUUCUUCUAUUUCAGCAGAACGAGAACGAUGCAAGACCAUGUUGGAAGUGUACAAAAGAGCAUUUUCUAUUGUGAAUGAUGCAAUGUAA